UAGCCGUUCUAUUUAUAUACAUGUGCUUGACGAGUUUAGUGUUGCGUAGAUGAUGGGGAACACAGCUAUGAGUUUGUUGAAAUGGCGGGUCAUUUUACUGUUCCAAUUUUAUUAUCUUUUCGAUCUCACCAUAGCCCAGCCUAAUUUCACUUCUUCUGUAUGUAGUACAGAUUCUAAUAUUACUGAGUUCUCCCCAAAUAGUGCAUAUGACACUAACCUUAACACAAUCCUCUCCUCUGUUUCGCGAAAUAUGGACAGUUUUGGAUUCUAUAAUUCUUCCAUGGGCCUAAACUCCGACACUGUUAGUGUCAUCGCCCAAUGUAGAGGGGAUGUACAAUUACAGGCAUGUCGUGAUUGUAUAAGUAAUGCAACUCGUAAGAUUCUAGAGGUAUGUCCUUACAAGAGAUGGGCCUUAGGUUAUUAUGAUCACUGUAUGCUACGAUAUUCAAAUGAGUCCAUUAUAGGCAACCUUGCAACUCAACCAGAAAGAAUCUUAUUUAACAUAGCAAAUGCCUCGAGUCCGGAUGAGUUUAUGCAAGAUCUAAGAACCAUGCUAGAAAACUUACGAAGUGAAGCUUCACAGGGCGGUAUGCACAAGUAUGCUAGUAAUACUACUCAGGGCCCUGAUUUUCAGACUAUAUAUGCACUUGUCCAGUGCACUGCGGAUUUAACAGCUCAAGAUUGCUCCAAUUGUUUAGACAGUGGCUUUAGAAGUUUACCUAGCUGCUCCUGUUAUAGGAAACAGGGUCUCAACUUUAUGAUGCCCAGCUGCAAUUUUCGGUAUGAAAUUUACUCCUUUUUCGACCAGCGACCAACCCAAGCUCCACCACCCUUAUCACCACCAUCACCGCUGCCACCGCCACUAUCAGGAAAAGAUGAUAAAACAACUCGAACGGUCAUCAUUAUCGUUGUGCCAACUGUUAUAGGUGUUUUUCUUAUUGUCUGUACUUCUUUCAUCUUGAUGAGGAGGCGAAGAAGGAAGCUAGUGAAUGAUAUUCAGAGUAUACACGGUGAUGAUAUUAGCACUGCAGAAUCCUUUCAAUAUGAUUUUUCAACAAUUAGAUCAGCAACAGAUAACUUUUCAAGCGCUAAUAAGUUGGGACAGGGAGGAUUUGGUCCUGUGUACAAGGGUAAGCUUUCAAAUGGUCAAGAAGUAGCAGUGAAAAGAUUGUCAGCAGAUUCUGGCCAAGGUGAUCUGGAAUUCAAAAAUGAAGUCAUGCUGGUUGCUAAACUUCAACACAGGAAUUUGGUUAGGUUACUGGGAUUUUGCUUCGAUGGAACAGAGAGACUUCUUAUCUAUGAAUUUGUUCCCAAUGCAAGCCUUGACCAAUUUUUAUUUGAUCCAGUUAAACGUACGCAAUUAGAUUGGGAAAGGCGAUCCAAAAUAAUAGGAGGGGUUGCCAAGGGAAUUCUUUAUCUUCAUGAGGAUUCUAGACUUCGCAUCAUUCAUCGUGAUCUCAAAGCAAGUAAUGUUCUACUUGACGAAGAAAUGAAUCCUAAAAUUGCAGACUUUGGUAUGGCAAGGCUAUUUACAUUGGAUGAAACUCAAGGCAACACAAGUAGAAUUGUCGGGACCUAUGGAUAUAUGGCACCAGAGUAUGCAAUGCAUGGACAAUUUUCAGUCAAGUCCGAUGUUUUUAGCUUUGGAGUACUAGUCCUAGAAAUUUUAAGUGGACAAAAGAACACUUGUUUCAGAAAUGGAGAAUCUGUGGAAGACCUUUUAAGCUAUGCAUGGACGAAUUGGCAAGAAGGAACAGCUGCAAAUUUGAUUGACCCCAUGUUUAGGGGAAGUUCAGGACUGGUUCGUGACAUCAAGAGAUACAUCCACAUUGCCUUAUUAUGCGUUCAAGAAAAUAUUGGUGAUAGACCAACUGUGGCUGCAGUAGUUCUCAUGCUCAGUAGCCUCUCUCUGAGUCUACCCGUGCCUUCAGGGCCUGCAUACAAUGAUAUUAGCCCAGAGAUUUCACUCAUUAAAGAGCACAAUUCAAAAUCGUCAGAACCUAGAGAAUUAGCCAAAACUAAAUCUAUUUCUUCGUCACGUAAUGAGGCAUCCAUAACUGAGUUAUACCCUCGUUAAUAUCCUUACACAUAAUAAGACCCCUCUUUUUUGAGCUACUUUUGUUAUUUGUUCCAACUCUAGUUAGUUUUGAAUUGAGAUUGAUUUAUCAAUGGUUUUUGUGCUCCGCAUAAAAGGCAACUUGUUUCAUAUGUAUUAGUUGUACUAGUCCUCAAAACGUAUGUUGCAUGUUUCAGCCCACCUACUAUAUAAAAUUUAUAUAUCAAACUCAUGUUGAUAA
Molecule: messenger RNA, 2297 nt
Organism: Solanum pennellii
Lineage: Eukaryota; Viridiplantae; Streptophyta; Magnoliopsida; Solanales; Solanaceae
Product: putative receptor-like protein kinase At4g00960
Exons: 7
Coding region: 50-2077 (675 amino acids)
Biological process (GO): protein phosphorylation
Molecular function (GO): protein kinase activity; ATP binding
Source: RefSeq, a predicted model, not a curated record